This is a messenger RNA of Zophobas morio, 1928 nucleotides long. It is a transcript of the gene Adck1, whose product is annotated as aarF domain-containing kinase 1. NCBI's taxonomy places the organism in Eukaryota, Metazoa, Arthropoda, Insecta, Coleoptera, Tenebrionidae. The record is from RefSeq and is a predicted model, not a curated record. Bases 283 to 1833 code for a protein of 516 amino acids. The transcript is spliced from 4 exons.
ACAAUCGUAACCUACAAAAAUAACAUUGACACGAGAGUGCACAGGAUGAGCACAUGUGACAACGAAAACUUAAAGUGGGUCAGUAUCCAAACGCAGAAAGAAAGCGUUAUUUCUAAUUAUUUUCUAAAAACCAAACCAAAAUUUCCGCAUCGCGCUUUCACGGUGGAAAUAAUGCACCUAGAUGUGAUUAACGGUACCUGCGAAGCAACUCGAAUUUUAAUUGAUAAAUCUUUUUUAAAAGUAGUCAACGUGUAGAACUGUGAAAUAUUUUCUAUAAUAAUUAUGUCGGCCGUACGUCUUGGACGUCUUCUAAAGUAUACAGUGAUUGGAGGUGCCACGAUUGGAACUCUUGCUAGUCUUCAUGGAAAUCAAUAUCAGCUAAAUUCAAUUGGGAUUGUAAGACUAAGUCGAGCAGCGGUAACAGUAUUUCAGAUUGGUGUUAUUUAUAAAAGAGAUUUGUAUGGAAAAGGUCUAGAGAAAAGUUCGGAUGAAUAUAAAUCACUGAAGUCAGUAUGUCAUAAAAGAAGUGCUGAAAAAUUACUACAGCUGUGUUGCACGAAUAAAGGCGUAUAUAUUAAAGUUGGGCAGCAUAUUGCUGCCUUAGAUUAUUUACUACCAUCUGAGUAUGUCCAGACAAUGAAAAUACUACAUUGUCAUGCACCAACAAACCCCAUUGAAGAUGUGUAUAAAGUUAUUAGGGAAGAUCUGAAAAAAGAGCCCUCACAAAUUUUUAAAACUAUUGAACUAGAACCCCUGGGAACUGCUUCCUUAGCUCAAGUACACAAAGCAACCCUUCACGAUGGAUCAGUAGUAGCGGUAAAAGUCCAACACCCUUAUGUACAAGGAAACGCUAAAAUUGACAUGAAAACUAUGGAAUAUCUAGUGAAAAUAAUGAGUUGGGUCUUCCCAGAAUUUAAAUUUCAGUGGCUAGUUGAUGAAACUAAAAAGAAUAUUCCUCAGGAACUGGAUUUUGAACAAGAGGGGCACAAUGCGGAAAAAAUUGCCAAAAUGUUUCAACACGUUGAGUGGCUGCAUGUGCCUAAAGUAAGGUGGGACUUGACAACUUCAAGAGUUUUAACUAUGGAUUUCAUCUUUGGUGGUCAAGUUAAUGAUUUAAAUUACAUUAAAGAGCAUGAUAUUAACCCAUUUGAGAUUUCUGACAAAUUAGGAAAGCUUUAUUCUCAAAUGAUAUUUAUUAAUGGCUUUGUACAUAGUGACCCCCAUCCAGGAAAUAUUUUUGUAAGAAAAUCUGAAAGGGGCGAUUGUGAUAUAAUACUUCUAGACCAUGGAUUAUAUGCAAAUUUAAGUGAUGAAUUUCGAGUUGAAUAUGCAAACUUCUGGUUGAGUAUUUUAAAUCGAGACCGGAAGGCAAUGAGGCAACACAGCGCCAAUUUAGGAAUUAAAGGGGACCUGUAUGGACUUUUUGCAUGUAUGGUAACAGGGCGCACAUGGGAUACUAUUUUAAAAGGAAUUGAUAAGCAAAAACCAACAAAAAGUGAAAAAGAUUUAUUCCAGCGAGAAUUUCCCAAUAUUUUGCCUCAAAUCUCUGGAGUCUUAGAUAAAGUAAAUAGACAAAUGCUGCUCAUCUUAAAAACCAAUGACUUAAUGAGAGGGAUUGAACAUACUCUGCAAACCAGUGCUAGAAUGGGUGCUUUUCGCGUUAUGUCACAGUGUUGCGUAAAAUCGGUAUACAGUCAAAGAAUUUGCCAAGAGAGUUCAAAAAUUAGGAAAUUUACAGUAACAGUGGCACAGUAUUGGGCACUCUUUAAAAUUAAGUUGUAUUAUACUAUUCUAAGUCUAAGACAGUUAUCAGUACAAAUCUUGGGUACAUAAUGACAUGACAAAAUCCUUAGAAAAAUUGAAAAGUUUAAGCAGACUCAAACAAUGUAUAGCCUCAAUCUAUAAAUAAAAUUAAAUUAUUUAUAUAA